AUGCUACAUAGCAGUAGCACUUUGCCAAAACACAGAAAUCAUUUCAGUGGAAUCUUGCUCCUAACUGUAGCAGCAGGAAUCUUUCAGUUAAAUCUUGUACUAAGCAGUAGCACUGCAUUUGCAUCUGUAGCUGCGCAUGCCACUGAUACUGCAACUCUGCAUGCUACUUUUACUGCAACUGCAACUGCAAACGCAACUGAAACUUUAACUGCAACUAAACCUGUUACUGCAAAUGCAACUAAAACUGCAACUGCUACAUUAAAUACAACUGCAAUUGCAACUGCUCAUUUAACUAAAGCUGCAACUGCAAGAGCACAUAAAACUGCAACUGCAAAUACAACUGCAAUUGCUAGUGCACCUGCACAUGCAACUACAAGAUUAUUUGCAACUGCAACAACACAUGCUAUUGCAACUGCCAAUGCAAAUUCUACUGCAACUGUAACUGCUUAUGAAUCUAAUAGUGCACAUGCACGUGCCAAUAUAACUGCAACUGCUACUGCAAACGCAGCUGAAACUGCAAAUGCAACUAAACAAGCCACUGCACAUGCAACUUUAUCUACACAUAAAAACGUAACUAAAACUACAACUGCACAUGCAACUACACAUUCAACUAAAAUUGCAACUAGACAUGAAACUGCAAUUACAACUGCAAUUGCAACUACAACUGCACCUGCAUAUGCAACUGUAAUUGCCACUGCCACUGCAACUUUAUCAGCUUUUUUAACUAGAACUGCAACUGUUACUGCAACUUUUAAUGCAAACGCACAUGCUACUGCAAUUGCAACUGCAAAUGCUACUAAAACCGUAACUGCCACUGCUACUAAACCUGCAACUUUAACUGCUAAUGCAACUGCAACUGCAGCAGCAAAUGCAUUUGCACGUGCAAGUUUUACUAAAACUGCAACUGCUACUGCUUUUACAUCGGCACUUUAA
Messenger RNA from Polistes canadensis, 933 nucleotides. RefSeq lists its product as uncharacterized. Lineage: Eukaryota; Metazoa; Arthropoda; Insecta; Hymenoptera; Vespidae. The record is from RefSeq and is a predicted model, not a curated record. Bases 1 to 933 code for a protein of 310 amino acids. The transcript has 4 exons.